Molecule: messenger RNA, 3827 nt
Organism: Lampris incognitus (smalleye Pacific opah)
Lineage: Eukaryota; Metazoa; Chordata; Actinopteri; Lampriformes; Lampridae
Gene: mertka
Product: c-mer proto-oncogene tyrosine kinase a
Exons: 19
Coding region: 215-3073 (952 amino acids)
Biological process (GO): cell migration; multicellular organism development; positive regulation of kinase activity
Cellular component (GO): signaling receptor complex
Molecular function (GO): transmembrane receptor protein tyrosine kinase activity; protein binding; ATP binding
Source: RefSeq, a predicted model, not a curated record
GUAAACUUGUUUUUUUGUAACCAAAUCUUGGUCUGCUGAGUCCGACGUGCGCGCGUACCGCGGCGGUCCAAACGCCCCUCUCCCGGCGUGUGAUGCUGAACGCAGGUUCGAGGUUACGUUUUUGCGUUCGCAGCGAAGCGGGUGUUGCGCGAGCCGUUAGUCGGACCCCGGGGCACCAUGAGCGGACGGUAACCGACCGGGCGCGCCACUGACUAUGGACCGGAAGUCGGUUGCGGUUCUGCUCUGCGCCGCCGCCGUGGCGCUUGUUGCUGGACAGCCACCCGCUGCUCGGCUCGGCAGCGGCCUCCUCGCCGUUUCAUCCGGACGCCAUCUUCCCGGACGACGGAGCCGGUCGCUGGCACCCACCGAGGCCUCCGUUGAGGCGGACCACGCUCCCGAGGUGUUUCUGAGCCGGGACGACAUCCAGAAACUGCGCUUCAAGCCCACCGUGGGCACCAUUCAUCUGUCGGAGGGACACAGAGCCGUCUUCAACUGCUCCAUCGACAUCCCCAACACCGGGUUCGAGCCCAUGAUCGUUUGGGUCAAGGACGGCGCGGACAUGGCGGCGAACCUGCAGGUGAUGAUCAAUGACAUCCAGGCCAGCAGAGAUGGGAUCACCACCACCCUCAUUUCCACGGUCAGAAUCAACCACGUGCAGAGGACGGACGCCGGGGAAUACAACUGCAGACUCAGUAUGAGCAACACGACGUCUCAGCCUAUCGUCGUGCAGGUGGAAGGUCUGCCGACGUUCAUCAGGCAGCCCGAAGACAGGAACGUGACGCGUCACACGCCCUUCGUGUUGUCGUGCGAGGCGGUCGGACCGCCGAACCCUGUCCACAUUCGCUGGCUCCGAGACGGCAUAUCGGACGGCGGUUUACACAGCUCUCCCAGCGACUACUCGGUAUUAGGACUGGACAAGUAUACUCAGUUCAGCUGUGAAGCUGUGAACGCGAAGGGCGUCACCACCUCCAGAGAAGCAAACAUUCACAUCAAAGUACUCCCCGAUCCCAUCUCUGAGGUCGCAGUGAUGGAGAGGAGCUCCAAUAAGCUGAUGUUGAGAUGGACCCCUGGACACGACGGCUUCUCUCCAUUAAGCGAAUGCCACAUCAGGGUCAAAGAGGUGAGCCAGAGGAAAGGGGAAGUGACGACCACCAGGUUCAUCAAUACCACGGUGCCCCCCUUUCAGCGCGAGGUCCCGGGGCUGCAGGCCAUGACCCGCUACAACAUGAGUGUCUCCUGCAGCAAUGAGGUGGGGUCAUCCCCCGUCAGCAUGUGGAUCCAGAGCAACACCACAGAGGGAGUGCCAUCGGUGUAUCCCCGUAACGUCACCGUGCGGCUGAACGAGUCCUUGCUGGUGAUCAGGUGGAGACCGCUGCCGCAGGACAAGAUCAACGGCAUCCUGCGCGGUUACGACGUGGUCGUCAGACACGGGACACAAGUCAACAAGAUUCACAGCUACACCACCACCACGUCUUUGGUCCUGCAGGAGUUCAACACCACAUACAGCGUCGAGGUGGCCGCCUGCACCCAGGCAGGAAGCGGGGCAGUGAGCCCGCGGGUCUCGCUCUUUGUACCGGAGAACACUUGGGUGCUGUCCCCGUCAUCCAGUCCUGACACCAGAGGUUCGGACUCGGUCUACAUUGUGCUGGGUGUCGUGUGCGCCAUCUGUCUCCUUCUGCUGGUCCUGUGGGUGGCAAUAUGUGUACACAACGGGACGCUGGACAUGUGGUUCGGGCAGCUGUGUGGCGGUGGAGAAAACCAGAUGCCCAUUGUGCAAUACAAACCUCAGAGGUCAUACAACCGGUCGGCCAUCGAGAUCACACUGGGGAACCUCGGUGUCAGCGAUGAACUCCAGGCCAAGCUCCAGGAUGUGAUGAUCAUGAGGAACUUGCUUUCCAUAGGAAAGGUCCUCGGAGAGGGUGAAUUCGGCUCUGUGGUGGAGGGACAUCUGAAGCAGCCGGACGGGACGUCAGAAAAGGUGGCGGUGAAGACGAUGAAACUGGACAGCUUCUCACAGCGGGAGAUCGAGGAGUUCCUGAACGAGGCGGCCUACAUGAAAGACUUCAGCCACCCCAACGUCAUCAGACUGCUGGGUGUGUGUUUGGAGGUGGGCUCGGGACACUUUCCCAAGCCCAUGGUCAUCCUGCCUUUCAUGAGGUAUGGAGACCUGCACAGCUUCCUGUUGAGGUCACGUCUAGGAGACAGUCCGCUGUUCCUGCCCAUUCAGACUCUCCUGAAGUUCAUGGUUGACAUUGCUUUGGGCAUGGAGUAUCUCAGCGGCCGCAACUUCCUGCACCGGGAUCUGGCCGCUCGCAAUUGCAUGCUGCGUGACGACAUGACGGUGUGCGUGGCGGACUUCGGCCUGUCUAAAAAGAUCUACAGCGGGGAUUACUACAGGCAAGGCAGGAUAGCCAAAAUGCCUGUGAAAUGGAUCGCAGUGGAGAGUCUGGCAGACAGGGUUUUUACUGUAAAGAGUGACGUGUGGGCAUUCGGUGUUACCAUGUGGGAGAUUGCUACGCGGGGCAUGACGCCAUACCCUGGGAUCCAGAACCAUGACAUUUACGACUACCUUCUUGAAGGACACAGACUGAAGCAGCCAUCGGAUUGUUUGGACGAGCUGUACGAGAUCAUGUACAGCUGCUGGAGGACCGACCCUGUAGACCGACCCCAGUUUCCUCAGCUGCGAGGAAUGCUCGAGAAACUCACAGAGAAGCUUCCCGAAUCCUGUAGCAAGGAGGACAUCAUUUACAUUAACACCAGUUUUCCGGAGGAGGACCCUGACGGAGAGGCGAUGCGCGCCGACCCUCCCGUGUCUACCUCCUCGCCCUCCUGCAGCCACCACGCAGUUCGAAACUGCCUGGUCAACGCAGACAUUCACAGGAGGUUGGAGGACGAUGAAGACGAAGAGGACGACCGUUACGUGGUCGUGAUCUCCGACCCCUCCGCGAGGGCCUUCACGGCAGUAGACGCCCCUCUUUUGUCGAGAGACGGAUUAGGCCAAGCAAACGGCGCCACAGUGGGUGAAAUAGCGAGGACGGAGCACAACUCGAGAGACACGACCCGCCUGCUCUAAGGGCCGAGAGCUCGGCUCUCAGACUCGCAAUAAAAACCCAUCAGUACUAAACAUUACGCCAUUAUUGCACUUGGAACUUCUUGAUGUUUCUUUAUGUGGAAUAUCGUGACCGUUAACUUCUAUUCACAGAGUUUUGAAAAGUAGUUCAGUGGAAAUUUCCUGCUUCACAUGAUCAGCCCGCACCGAGUAAGGAGGGACCGGUCGUGUGUGAACGCCGAAGAUGUUCACCCGUUAGUUUCAAUAAGCUUUUGAUUUGUCCAACUGUGAAAAUGUUUACGGUAAUGAAUUGUUCACGGCAAUGUAAAUAUUGAAAUGCACAUUUACAACAUGUUAUUUACUGUAAAAAAAAAAAAAGCUGUGCACAAUUUAUAUAGAGUCUUUCAAGAUACUUGUGGACGUCGUAAUACUCGGGCAGGCCUGCCUCGCCUAUAUUCACCAACGUGGGUAAAGAUAUCAAGACUACUUUAUGCAAAUGAGAAAAAUUUUCAGUGGGGCAGUCGAACAAAUUAUUCCAUUCAUACUUUUCUCCAUCGUGCAAUGAAAGAAUAUCUGAUUUGAAUGAAGGGGGGGGGGCGUAAUUACUUGACGUUUUAUCAGAGACGGAGACUCUCGAUCUUUGUAAUAAAAAUGUUGAAGGAGUGAAGGUUGUGGUUCAUGGACGGCCUCAAUAACCAUACUCAUACUAACGCUGACGUCUGUACUGCAUUUACUCUGCGAUACGCAGAGCUUAUAUGUGCAAGAAGUGCCCGAAACU